Messenger RNA from Anguilla anguilla (European eel), 2577 nucleotides. RefSeq names its product BCL2 interacting protein 3 (gene bnip3). Gene Ontology annotation, biological process: positive regulation of apoptotic process; mitochondrial outer membrane permeabilization. Bases 209 to 832 code for a protein of 207 amino acids. NCBI's taxonomy places the organism in Eukaryota, Metazoa, Chordata, Actinopteri, Anguilliformes, Anguillidae. The transcript is spliced from 6 exons. The record is from RefSeq and is a predicted model, not a curated record. Gene Ontology annotation, cellular component: mitochondrial outer membrane; nucleus; mitochondrial envelope.
GUUGAGUGUGUUAUAAAACACCUUGCCAUUGUUUGCACUGCGCCCCAUAUUGCCCCUCCAGACAGUGCAGCAACGGGAUUGAAUUGUCCUUGUUAAAAAAAUAAUAAUUUUUAAAAAGCAUCAACAUAUUGCAUGUUGUGAGCUUGCUUGCUACGUUCAUGCGUGGACGAACUGGUUAGUAAGAUAGCUAUACUGAAACGUCAGUAUCAUGUCUACUGAGAAACAAAACAGUCCCGUGGAAAAUUUGCAGGGCUCCUGGGUUGAGCUGCACUUCCAAAGCAACAGUAGCAACAGCAGUGGCAAUGGCAAUGGCAGUGGCAGUGUUGGCCACCACGGAGGGGAAGAGCAGGUGCCAGCCUCCGCUCACAGCGGGGACGUGGAGAAGAUGCUCCUGGAUGCACAGCACGAGUCUGGCAGGAGCAGCUCCCGGGGAAGCCUGCCUUGCGACAGUCCUACAAGAUCCCAGACUCCUCUGCAUCUAUGCAGAGGCUCAGAGGUUCAAAGUGCAGGAGAGAAGAAUAGUUCUCAGUCUGAGGAAGAUUUUCUUGAGAGAAGACAAGAGGUCGAGAAUAUAAUGAAGAAAAAUGCUGACUGGAUCUGGGACUGGUCGAGUCGACCCGAAAACCUUCCACCCAAAGAGUUCCUGCUCAGGCACCCGAAACGUUCGAGCGCCCUCAGCAUGCGGAACACCAGGGUCAUGAAGAAAGGGGGGAUUUUCUCCUCCGAAUUUCUGAAGGUGUUCCUGCCUUCGCUGCUCAUAUCGCACUUACUGGCUGUAGGCCUCGGGAUCUACAUUGGAAGACGUCUAAGCGUCUCUGCCAAUACCUUCUGAGGAAGAUUAUGCCACCGCCGUCAGACGCCACCAUCGCUUGCAGCUUGCCGUGCCACACGCUUCCUAGAUGUAUAAAGGCAGGGUCAUGUGAUGCCUCCUCCGCGCUCCACCCCCUGCCCUCCCGCCCUCCGCAUUUCGGCAGAAGGAGGCAGACCUUCUGUACUCCUGUGAAUUCCGUUCAAUUUCUUCCUGUUCUCCGAGCCGCUUUAAAUACGCACCACCGCAAAUAGCAGACUCUUCCGUGCUUUCAUAUCUGCAAGAGACUACUUUGAAGCACUGUCAUUUGCUACUUCGUUUUAGCACAGAGAUGUUGAGCCUAGAUAUGAAUGGCGAGUUGAUGCAGUUGUGAUUUCACUGUUUUGAUUGCACAAGGGCAGGGAAAAAAGCUAAUUCACUACUAUGAAGUUGUGUCUCCUUCGUGGGAGGGGAAAAUGAGUUGCACGUUCUUAAACAGAGUAAUGCUGCGGGGAGGAGAGGAACAAUCCCAUUACUUGGGUUUGAUAUCUAGUUAUGUUGGGCAGUAAAAACAGAUGACCAAACUGCUCAUCAGAAACGGCACACCUGCUAUCAUUUCCAGUACUAAUUGCUACAGUUGUUGUUUCUACCCAAAAUGCAAGGGACUAAGCAUCAUUGUGUUUUUAGAGUUAGAUUUGCAGUAGGGAGCAUUACGUUGCGUGAACAAUAUUAUGAAACUAAUCCUCUUCUUGCUUUACAGCUGUUGUGAUACACUAUGAUCUUUUAAACUAAAGAGUUAUCCGUGUUCAGAUUUUAUUUGUAAAAUGUCAGGGUACUGAAUGAGGAUUGUGUGCAAUAUGUAAAAUAUAUUAAUGACACAUUCACAUGGCACUUUAUAGUAGUGCUGUCAUCACAUUGUCUGUAUAGCUCUGUAAAUAAGAACAUGUGUAACACUGGAAUUUAAGACCGGCAUAUUUUCAGAAUAGUUUAGGACUUAAGCCACUGGAAAAAGAUAGUAAGAAAUGGUUGUGCUUUAAAUACCUAAAUGUGUUCAGCUAAAUACUGCACGUGAAGUGCUGAACAUACCACAUGCUCAUGAAAAAAGUUUGAGGACUUAAUAUACAAGUAAUUCUGUAAUGUUUCAUGGAAUUGUCAGAGCAUGGGCAAUGUAACAAAUAAAUUAAUCAAAUAAAUGAAAUGUAUAAACUGAGUUUAUCAUUUGAGGUGACGAUUUUUAAUACAAGCAUACAGUGAACCCGUUGAAUCAGUGAACCAAUCUGAAGCACACCUGACUGCCAUUUAAAAAGAAAAUGCAGCUAAAAAUCCUUUUCCAUCUGUGGAUUACAAGAGCUAGUUUUGAUCAAUCACACUGGAUGAUUAAAUGCAAAUUUCUUAGGAAAUUCAUAUCUAGCCAUGCUGAAAAAUGAAUGCGCUUCACAAAUACUCAUGAGAACAUUUUUCAGGGCUGAAAGUAUACUCAAGCUGUCAUGAAACGCUGGCCUUAGGUCAUUUAAUUUCCGUGGAAACUUUGUGGCACGAAAGAUGAGGGUGCUUAUUCGGCUGAGAAUCCCAGCGACAACUGGCAGUCACUUCUGUUCAGACUGUUCGAAUACUGUGGACAUUACUGGAAAGAGACCUUACUCACGUGUGGGGUAGUAUGUUGUUCAUACAGCAGUUUUAAGGUUUUAGGUGUUGUGUAAUUUUUUAUUAUUUUUUCAUUGUUUUGUAUGGCCAGUGCAAAGUGUUGUAAAUACAUCAUGUAGAAGAACAAAUAAAAUGGUAGCCCCAAA